AUGGCUAUCUUUCUUGAUAUGAUCGAAAGGUUUAUGGAGGUUUUUAUAGAUGACUUCUCGGUUUUUCGGUCCUCUUUUGAAGAUUGCUUGUCCAACUUGGAUCUAAUGUUAGAAAGAUGUGAGAAAACCAACCUUGUCCUUAAUUGGGAGAAGUGUCAUUUUAUGGUGAAGGAAGGAAUUUUGUUAGGACACAAGGUCUCAAGAAUGGGGAUAAAGGUGGAUAGAGCAAAGGUGGACACUAUAGCCAAAUUUCCACCUCCAACAAAUAUCAAGGGGGUAAGAAGCUUUUUAGGCCAUGCGGGGUUUUAUAGGUGCUUUAUUAAAGACUUUUCCAAGAUCACAAGACCCUUGACUCAACUACUUUUGAAGGACGCCCCAUUCAACUUUUCUAAAGAAUGUCUUGAAGCCUUUAAUUUGUUGAAGGAAAAGUUGACUACUUCACCUAUAAUGGUAGCUCCAAAUUGGAGUCUCCCUUUUGAGCUAACGUGUGAAGCUAGUGACCUUGAGUUGUGGGAGCUGUUUUGGGACAAAGAAUUAACAAGCAUUUUCAUCCAAUCUAUUAUGCAAGCAAGACAUUUAAUCUGA
Lactuca sativa (garden lettuce) is the source of this 585-nucleotide messenger RNA. RefSeq names its product putative mitochondrial protein AtMg00860. The record is from RefSeq and is a predicted model, not a curated record. Lineage: Eukaryota; Viridiplantae; Streptophyta; Magnoliopsida; Asterales; Asteraceae.